UCCACAUCAGACCCAUCUAGUUCGAUCAUAUAUAGACAGACUGUUUAAAGAUAAGCAAGUGCAAUAAGGUGAAAAGUUUAAAAGAACUACAAUUACUAAGAUUAAAACAAAGAUACAGAUCAGAUGCUUACAGCUUCCAGCCUCUCAGCGAAUAGAAACAAACUGGGGCUUAAUUAAACACUGCCGUCAUACCACAAUAUUAAGUAUAGAAGCUUAGAAAGCGUAUCUGCAAGAUGUCUGAUAUAGACGAUAACUUAGAAGUGGUGGUUAUAGAUAAUGGAACGUGGAUGAUAAAAGCUGGGUAUGCUGGUGACAAAACAGCCCGUGCGUACGAGAGAACAGUGAUUGGCACAGAUGUAGCAGAAGAAGGCAACAGUCAACAUAAGGAUGGAGUCAGUAUGAAGCUGUUUGGAGAUAGGACCUGGUUCAACAGAAAGUGCAAGUUAACAUUUCCUAUGCACAGGGGAUCUGUCUGCGGCUGGGAUGAUAUGGAAAGCAUCUGGGAGUAUAUUUUCACACACGAACUGCGUGACGGUAUAGAGGGCCGCCCUAUUCUGAUAACAGAGGUUCCUGGUAACAGUCCCGAAAACAGACAGAAAAUGGUCGAGAUUAUGAUGGAGAAGUUUCGAGUUCCUGCUCUGUAUAUCAAAGACCCUGCAGGAUUGGCUCUGAUCAGUUCCGGUCGAAUUUCCGGGAUUGUGUUGGAUGUUGGCGGAAGUGUUACACAUGUCACAGCUAUACAUCAGGGGUCGCUUCUGAAUUGUAAUGGCGCAGGUGGAGCAGCGUAUCCUUGCAGAUCUGAUAUUGGUGGAAACGACGUGACUGAGUAUUUGUCAAAGAUAAUUGGAAAGAGCAACUUUGAACCUAGUGGUCAUGCAAUGGUUGAUAUAGAAGGUUUAAAGCAUUGUUUAUACAAUUAUACAAUGUCAGAAAAUAAGGGAACUGACUACAGUUUUCCGGACGGCACCAGUGUUCCCGUUGAUGAGGAUAUGAUCAGUUGUGGGGACAUCUUGUUUCAUCCGGAUAAGAUAGGGUCGACUGCGCCAGGAAUAGAUAAACUCUUAUGUAAUGCUUUGCAUUCCUGUGAAGAUGACAUUAAGAAGGAACUACUGUCAAACAUUAUUAUCUCUGGAGGGACAACGCUCACACCAGGAGUUGUUGAACGGCUUGAGACACAUGUUAAAGAAGAAUUUGGAAAAUGUGACAAUAAAAUCUGCGUAAUUGGCCCUCCAGAGAGAAGGAAAUCUUCCUGGUUGGGUGGAUCUAUAGUAGCUUCACUGGAGAUAUUCCCAAAAAUAUGUAAAACUAGAGAAGACUAUACCGAGAAAGGUUGCACGGAGUUCACGACAUUUGCUGGAUUUGAGACUUUUCUGAUUUCUUGAAUAUGGGUAAUUAUCCAAAUAAAAUCUUUCCUCAAAAUGUUUUGACAGUUCAUAAUUUUGAGAAGCUGUUGUGAUUAAAGUGAUUUAGUGACUGAUAAUAGAAAACGUACUUCAGAAAGUCAUGACAAUUGCAAGAAUCUGUAUGUACAAUUUCCUUGAAAUGACAGAGAAAACAAUACUUCUUUUGAAAGAGAACAAUGUCGUGCAAUGCUUUAAUUUCCGAAUACUGCAAACAGAUCAGUUCGGUCAUUUUGCAGUCUUUUUAUCUCAACUGUUUUUGAAUAUUCGUUACAUUAAUAACAGAUUUGCACAAUUGGAAGUGUUUCCUUUAUUA
Mercenaria mercenaria is the source of this 1716-nucleotide messenger RNA. RefSeq names its product actin-like. The record is from RefSeq and is a predicted model, not a curated record. NCBI's taxonomy places the organism in Eukaryota, Metazoa, Mollusca, Bivalvia, Venerida, Veneridae. The transcript is spliced from 9 exons. The coding region runs from base 234 to 1382 and encodes 382 amino acids.